AUGGCAGGAGGCGUCAAGAAGCCCGUCAACGUGUUCAAGCUUAAGGACUUGAACGAGCCCAAAAACGUCUUCAACUGGCGACUCUGGUUUGCUGUCUUCUCCUUUGGACUCCUCGGCGCUGCCCGGGGUGUGGACGAGGGACUCAUCAGUGGUGCCUUCAACUCCAAGGACUUCCAGCGCACCAUCAACUAUGCGUCGUACGACGAAGCCACCCAGACCAACAUCAAGGCCAACGUCUCUGCCAUGGUGCAGAUCGGCUCUGUCGGCGGUGCGCUCUUCGCCUUUCUCAUCUGCGAUCGCAUCGGGCGAAUCUGGGCCACGCGCCUGCUUUGUGUGGUUUGGAUCCUGGGCAUUGCCAUCUUCAUGGGCCACGGUGGCAGCCUCGGCGCCAUCUACGCAGGCCGCUUCAUCGCAGGCCUGGGUGUGGGCCAGACUCCUGUGGUAGGCCCCGUGUACAUCGCAGAGAUCGCACCGGCAUCUGUUCGUGGUCUAUGCACCUGCAUCUUCACAGGCUUCGUCUACCUGGGCAUCGUCCUGGCUUACUUCGCCAACUACGGCGCUCAGGUAAACUUGGGCGAUACGACUCAUGCUCGAUGGCUCGCCCCCACAAGUCUGCAUAUCAUAUUUGCCGGCAUCGUCUUCAUCCUCACCUUCUUUCAGUACGAGUCGCCUCGGUUCCUGGUCAAGAAGGGCCUUCAUGAGAAGGCGCUCGAAUACAUGGCUCGCAUUCGACAUCUUCCACCAGAUGAUUUAUACGUGGUGUCGGAGGUCAACGCGAUCCGCGCCGCCCACGAGGAAGAACUCGAGGCGAUCAGGGGCGCAAGCUGGACAGGGAUUUUGAAGGAGAUGUUCCUGAUCCCGAGUAACUUGUAUCGUCUGUAUCUCAGUGUCAUGGUUCAGAUCAUGUCUCAAUGGUCGGGUGCAGGGUCCAUCACGCUCUAUGCGGUCGAUCUCUUCAAGAUCCUGGGUAUCACCGGCAAGAACGAGUCCCUGCUGGUCACCGCCGUCUUCGGCAUCGUCAAGCUCAUCGCGGCCAUUCUCUGUGCCCUCUUUCUCGUCGACGUCAUUGGACGAAAGCGCGCGUUGCUCUUGGGCAUCAGCCUACAGGCGAUAGCCAUGAUCUACGUCGCGGGCUUCCUGACUGCCGUGCCAAAACUUGGUGUGGAUGACAGCUACGUGCUCCCGGCAUCGGAAAAGGCCGCCAGCCGCGGCGCCAUUGCCAUGAUUUACAUAUCAGGGUUUGGCUGGGCACUUGGCUGGAAUUCGAUGCAGUAUCUGCUGACUGCUGAGCUGUUCCCGCUGCGCAUUCGUGCAGUGUCGACGUCUCUCGCUAUGACUUUGCACUUCGUUAACCAAUACGGUAAUACGCGAGCGCUGCCAAACAUGCUUUUACCCGUCUCGCAGGGCGGCAUCAGCCCAACGGGCACGUUCUGGUGUUUUGCUGCCGUGACCAUCCUUGGGGGAGUCUGGGUUUGGGUGUCAAUCCCCGAGACUCAGGGUAGAUCGCUCGAGAGCAUGAAUAGGCUGUUCGAGCUGCCUUGGUACAAGGUUGGGCUACACGGAAACGACGAUGCAGAUCGACAGGACGAGGCAAUCAACGAGAAGGAAAAUGGGGCUUUCGGGACGGCCGGUCAUGUCGACGAUAUUGAUGAGAAGCAUACCGAAAGGGAGUCCCGCGUAUGA
Messenger RNA from Anthostomella pinea, 1683 nucleotides. The record is from the annotation of a GenBank genome assembly. Lineage: Eukaryota; Fungi; Ascomycota; Sordariomycetes; Xylariales; Xylariaceae.